Molecule: messenger RNA, 2646 nt
Organism: Lactuca virosa
Lineage: Eukaryota; Viridiplantae; Streptophyta; Magnoliopsida; Asterales; Asteraceae
Source: the annotation of a GenBank genome assembly
AUGGUGCAGAAAUGUGGUAGAUUGCCUUUGGCUUUGAAAGCACUUGGGAGGGCCUUGAAGGGAAAUCGAAAUGGCGAUAAAUGGGAGGAGUUGUUGAAGAGUGAGAUAUGGGAUAUAGAUGAUGGAAAUAAGAUUCUUCCGGCUCUAAAACUAAGCUACUAUCAUCUCCCUCCACAUCUGAAGCAGUUGUUCGCAUAUUGCUCUUUAAUUCCCAAGGACUAUGUGUUUGACAAAAAUAAAUUAGUUCAAUUGUGGGUAGCAGAGGGAUUUUUGUCCAAAUCAAAAGGAAACAAGUCAAUGGAGAAUUUAGGUCAUGAGUAUUUUGAAGAGCUAAAGUCAAGGUCCUUUUUUCAACAAUCAACAAAUGACGAAUUAGGAUAUACGAUGCAUGACCUGAUAAAUGACUUGGCCACAAGUGUUGCAGGAGAGUUUUCCUUUAGAUUGGAUGGUGAGGUGGAUGUAUCUGAUAUGAAUGAAGCUUUCGAUAAAUUUCGUCACUUUUCACUUGUAGGUCCAAGAUCUGGAUCAUACAGAAAGCUUAAUGAAUUACAUAGAGCUAAACACUUGCGAACUUUCUUAGUCAUGUCAGUUGGUUUCGAAAACAAUGGGUUUUUGGACAAGGUUCUUCUUGAACUACAAUUCCUGAGGGUGCUAAGUGUCGUGGGCUUGAAUCACAUGUACCAAGGUAGUAAGAUAAUCACGAAGGUACCAGAAUCCAUUGGUAGUCUCAAGCAUCUACGGUACCUUAAUUUUUCUUGUACUGAAAUCACAAGUUUACCGGAAGAAGUGAGUGACCUUUAUAAUCUACAGAGCUUGUUGGUUCAUGAUUGUGAUGAGUUAUCUAGCUUACCAAAAAGUUUUGCAAAGUUAAUAAACAUGCGACAUCUUGACGUAAGUAAUACUCCGAAAUUGAACAGGAUGCCCUUAGGGCUCGGUGGGUUGACGAGCCUGCAAACUCUAACCAAGGUCUUUAUUGAAGAAGGUGACAGGUUCAACAUAUCCGACCUUAAGGGCCUAACUGAUCUUCAAGGCCGACUUUCGAUUAAGGGGCUGGACAAAGUGAUAAAUCCAGUUGAAGCAAAGGAUGCCAACUUACAUCAAAAGAAAGGUCUUGAUGUUUUAGUGAUGGAAUGGAGUGAUGUCCUUUAUGCUUCUCGGGAUGAGAUGAUUGAAUAUGAAGUACUUAAUGAAUUAAGGCCUCCUCCCAAGUUAGAAAACCUCGACAUUCUGAAUAACAAGGGAACGAGAUUUCCAAGUUGGGUCGGGGAUCCCUCGUUUGAUCGGUUAACAGAGAUUACUUUAUGUGGUUGUAGAAGUACACAUUUACCAACACUUGGAUGUUUACGGUCUCUUAAGAAAUUGAUUGUUGAAAGCAUGAAUGAGGUGAAGACCGUGGGUUUUGAGUUACUUGCAUCCACUGCUUCUUUUCAUGGCAUCGCAUUUCCAUCCCUUGAAUUUCUGAAAUUUGAAGAUAUGCUAAGUUGGCAGAGAUGGUCGAUUAAUAGUGGCAACGACCAUAGGACUCCUAGAUCAUUUCCUUGUCUUCAUGAGAUCUCUAUAAGCAGUUGUCCUGAACUAGCUCAAGUGUCAAUCGGAUUGAUACCUUCACUUCGGGUUUUAUCUAUAACACGAUGUUCCAAUGUAGUGUUAAGAACCAUGGUUGGUUUGUCCCCGUCACUUAUUGAACUGAAAAUGUUGAAUGUUAGAGGACUUACCCAACUACAUGGAGAAGAUUUACUGCAUCUUAGGGCACUUGAACAUCUAUAUAUUCAUAGCUGUGAUGAACUGAGAUACUUGUGGGAACAAGAAUCAGAGGCAUGCAAGAGUCUUGUGAGUUUACAGAAGUUGGAAGUAUGGUAUUGUAAGAACUUGGUUUCAUCUGCCAAGAAAGAGACUAAUAUUGGGAUCAGCAUGGAAUCACUUAAAUCUGUGAAAUUUAUUAAUUGUGAGACAUUGGAGAGUUACAAUUGUACAAAUACUGUUGAGAUGCUGUAUAUUAGUAGAUGUGAUUCAAUCACAUCUUUGACCUUCUCAGCAGUGCAGGAGCAGCCAUCCUCUCUUACUGAACUGAUAGUCGGUGAUUGUGAUAACAUACGAUUACAACCCAAACCCUUUCCAGCAAAAGACUUCAGUUUGUCUCGCCUAACAUCUUUUGAUAUCUGUUUUUGCAAAAAUCUAAAGUCAUUUCCUUAUGAGCAUUUUCAAAGUCUCACAUCUUUGGGAUGCCUGUGGAUACGAGAUUGUCCAAGUAUGGACUACUCCUUUCCUUGUGGGGUGUGGCCUCCUAAUUUAAGCAAAUUAAGGAUAGGUGGCUUAAAUAAGCCCAUGUCAGAGUGGGGUCCACAAAGUUUUCCUACCUCACUAGUUGACCUAUGGUUAUUUGGCGAAAAUUCAGGAGUGGUUUCAUUUGCAGUGGCAGACGAUGUGAGGAAUACUACUACUACUACUACUCCAUCAUCAUCUGCUUUUCUUCUUCCACCAUCUCUGGUUUCUCUUCAGCUCAUUGGUUUUACAGAUGCGGAAUCAUUUCCAGAGGUCUUACAACACCUCCCCUGCCUUAAAACACUUAAUAUUUGGAAUUGCCCAAAGCUUGGAGAUCUUAAGACCAUUUACAACCCAUCAAGUGUGACAAUAUUGGUGUGGUAG